This is a messenger RNA of Triticum urartu, 944 nucleotides long. The record is from RefSeq and is a predicted model, not a curated record. NCBI's taxonomy places the organism in Eukaryota, Viridiplantae, Streptophyta, Magnoliopsida, Poales, Poaceae.
CAAACAAACCUCAGGUGACCAACUCCCCCACACAGCACUCUCUCUCUCUCUCUGUGUGUGUGUCGAUAAAAUCUCCGGUUAGCCGGCCGGCGUGCUUGCUAUCUGCUCAAGCUCGUGGAUCACUGGUGGUACGUGAUGGUCCGGGGAAAGGCGGUCAUCGAGAGGAUCGAAAACACGACGAGCCGGCAGGUGACCUUCUCCAAGAGGAAGAGCGGGCUGUUCAAGAAAGCCAGGGAGCUGGGCGUCCUCUGCGAUGCGCAGGUAGCCGUCCUCCUCUUCUCCAACACCGGACGCCUCUACGACUACUCCAACUCCAACUCCGGGAUGAAAUCCAUAAUUGAAAGAUACCAACAUGUUAAGGAGGGCCAACAAUUCAUGAGUGCAAGCGCUGAGGCUAAGUUCUGGCAAGCGGAGGGAGUGCGUCUGAGGCAACAACUACAUAACUUGCAAGAGAAUCAUAGACAGUUGCUGGGACAACAUCUAUCUGGCUUAGGUUUGGAAGACUUGAGGGGUUUAGAGAACCAGCUGGAAACAAGCAUACAUAACAUUCGGCUAACAAAGGACCAACUUAUGAUUGAUGAAACUGAAGAGCUAAAGAAGAAGGCAAGCCUCGUGCACCAGGAAAAUAUUGAGCUACACAAGAAACUAAACAUCAUUCGUCAAGAGAACAUAGAUUUGCAAAACAAGGUGCAUGAGUAUAAGCAGUGGCGGAGCCAGGAAAAAAGGAUGAGGAGGGCCGAGUGUUGCUGAGCCUCGUCAGGGAGGGCCAGCCCACCAUAAUACACCAUUUUCAUAGCAAAUAAUCACUUGUUCAGAUGUAUAUUAGGCUUAAAUCAGUUGUAUUAGGGGGGCCAGGGCCCCUGCUGGUCCCCCCCUGUCUCCGCCACUGAGUAUAAGAGUCCAUCGAUCCAUGGAAAAAUAAAAUAAAAUAAAACAAAGGGAGU